This is a messenger RNA of Blepharisma stoltei, 876 nucleotides long. The record is from the annotation of a GenBank genome assembly. Lineage: Eukaryota; Ciliophora; Heterotrichea; Heterotrichida; Blepharismidae.
AUGAUAGGAAAUAUUCUUCUAAACAUAGGAGACAUCCCAGCUCAGCCUGGAAUUCAAGGGUAUAUCGAAGUUAUUAAUGGAGAAAAUCUUGUAGCUCAAGCCAAAGAAGCGGCAACCGCUACGACGGGCUUAAUUCUUAAGCCCUAUAGCAUCUAUACAUUUAUAAACUGCUUUUCAGAAGAAGGGGCCGAGCUUGUAAAGGCCCGUUUAUCUGAAGUUAGUUCUAAACCUUGGUCAGAAUCUAACCCAGAAGUAUUUUUUGGAUUUUUUGAUUCGUAUCUUGGACCUAAGUCAGAGCUGGGCAUUUCUGUUCAUGGAGCCAAAGUUCUAAUUUAUGCAUCUCCAAGGCAAAAGUAUAUAAAAGAUGAUAGUGACGAAGAAGAAUUCGAGCAGAAUGACCAGAAAAUUAAUAUAGAAUUCAGUAUUGGUCAUGAAAUUGGAACUAUUCUUGCAAGUGAAAAUAAAAUAAUAGAUGCUCUCAAUGCCUUAAGACUUAGAAUUUCUUAUAGUCGAGUGUCUUUAUUUUCUGAAGAACUGCUAAAUCGAAUUUAUGAACUAUUUUUUGCUGAAGACAGCGAAGUAUUUGGAUUUACUAAAAUCCCUCUAACUUUAAUGGAAAGCGGAGAUCUUCAAUUAAAUUUCAAGUCUGCAAGUGAAUUGCCUGAUUAUUGAAAAGAUAAGGCUAGAAAAUUUGUUGAAAAUGAAGAGUUUUUUAAUAAUGAUAUAAAAAUCUUAUGCCCUCAAAUAUUGACUUGUUUAGGAGAGCUUGCUGAGCAUACUACAGGGGAAUUAGAUGCAUUUUGGUCAACCAAUAGCAAAUUUCAAAAACUUAAAAUUUAUCCAGGUGGCCUUUUCCGUGGUUUUGUGCAUUAUUAA